AUGUCAAAGCUCUUGAAGCUGAUCCCGGAGGGCGAGACGCCUGAGAAUCGCGCAUUACACCUCACGCGCCGCGAAGCGAGCAAGAAAGCUCUGCGCGCCCAUCAAGAACACGUCCGCCUGGGAGUAGAGGCAGAAAUCCAGACUGUAGAAGAUGCGUUGGAAGACUUGUCGGCAAAGGACGGCGUGACACAAGUUGAACUCCAAGGCGCUCGGGACGAGCUCGCUUCCCUCCGCGGCCAUCGAGAAGGCAUCAUUCCCACAACUUGCAACGUAGUCCGCACGAUCACAGACGCUGGAGAGAAAGGCAUCAUGUAUUGUGCUCUCUCGGAGGACGAGCAGGUCGCCUUCUGGGAUGCGCGCUGGACUGAAGAUGUCUUUGUCAGCUAUCUGUGGGAGUUCUCCGGGUCUUGCACUUUGGACGCGGCAGUGGAGCUUGGUCGCGCCGAAGCAGCACUGGAAACUGUCCCGACGCUCAGAGACGGUAUCACUCAAGUCGAAUGGGAUGACGCCGUACUGCGUAGCACGUACAGCAAGAGGUUCGUAUGGCUGGCGGACCUCGUGUCCCAGUAUAUCCUACCUCUGAAGGCGACAGCAGUGUGUCUGAGCUCGGCGACCAAGUCUCUCGUUCGAAGCUCGCUUGACUUCCCCGACAACAAGGCUCUCGCGUAUGCAGAGUUUAAGCGCGCUGAUUCGAUCCUCUACCCUCCAGAACACGUCCCCGAAGAACGCAACACCGCGUACGCCGAGUACAGGCGCGCGGAUAAAGACCUCGACAUUGUCGCUGGCGACUUCCAGACACUAUAG
Alternaria incomplexa is the source of this 804-nucleotide messenger RNA. RefSeq lists its product as uncharacterized. NCBI's taxonomy places the organism in Eukaryota, Fungi, Ascomycota, Dothideomycetes, Pleosporales, Pleosporaceae. The record is from RefSeq and is a predicted model, not a curated record. The transcript is spliced from 3 exons. Bases 1 to 804 code for a protein of 267 amino acids.